Botrytis byssoidea is the source of this 3012-nucleotide messenger RNA. RefSeq lists its product as uncharacterized. Bases 1 to 3012 code for a protein of 1003 amino acids. NCBI's taxonomy places the organism in Eukaryota, Fungi, Ascomycota, Leotiomycetes, Helotiales, Sclerotiniaceae. The transcript is spliced from 13 exons. The record is from RefSeq and is a predicted model, not a curated record.
AUGACGUCUUCAAAUUCACCGAAUACCCUCUCUCCACGAAAAAUUUUACCUCUUCCCCGUAGAUCACGAAACAGACAAACGUCAAAAAGCAGGCAAAGUUCGGGCCCUAGAUCUUCUCUUAGUGGUGAGGCGGACGAACAUGCUGCAACACCAGAGUUUUCAAAAAACGAGUCCACAGCUGCAGACCAUCAGAUUGAAAAGAGCGACAGCCCAAAAUCGCAAGUUGAUCCCGUAUCUGUCACUACUCUAUUUGUAUCAAGAGUUCGUGCAGAUAACGCCGUAACUCCCCAAACUUUGGAGAGAAAACAAAGCCAAGAUAAACCAACUCAAAACGCAGAGUUAAAGCCGCUUGUGACACCAGACCAUGAAUUGCCUCAGCCUCUACACACACUCGAAACAGAAGAAAAAAUCACAAUCAGCGAUCCCUCAGAGAAUCUCCCUGAAGUCGUAGAAGAUUCUCACAAUACAUUUUCCUCUGAUGGCAUUGAAGUGCGGGAUAGUACCAGCCCCCAUAUUAGCCACUCCCGAAGAUCGUCCGAAGGUUCAUUUGCUGAAAGCGAAUCAUCAAACGAAGACGCAAAAUACGCGGUUGAAGACGAAGAGGCACCAAUCGAACACUAUUUCACCAAAGAAUUUCAGUCCAUUCUUGGAAGAAGCUAUGAUAUUGCGAUUCAAGUGGCCGACGAACUGGAAAAACUAGAGAAAGUUUUUGGAGAAGAUGUAAAUUUUCGAAGACUGUUGAAUGAUUCAAAAGGACUGAGCAAGGGCGAUAUAUCGAGUACUAGAAACAUUGCUAUAUUAGGUGCAUCGGGAGAGGGAAAGAGUAGUCUAAUAAACUCGCUUCUACAUGUGACAGAGCUGGCUAGAACUAGCGAUGGAGGUUCUGCUUGCACUUCCGUGGUCACAGAGUACAGGCAAAGGAAAGUUAGUACCCUCGAGCCGUUCUCAAUCGAGGUAGAGUAUCUUUCCAAGCCAGAGCGUCAAGAGAUGGUAGAAGAAUUGUUGUGGAGUUAUCGACAGCUACUUUUACCAGAUUCAGAUAAUGAAGGCAAUGCGCUUGACUCUGAUGAACAGGAACGGAUUGAAAGAGAAUCUGCAGUGGCAUGGUCGGCUCUUGAGGUAUUGUUUAGCCAACAAGAAGAGUUCAAUGUCAAUUUCGUGAGCGAUAAUUCGAAAGGUGCAUUUGAAAGGAUCAAGGGCCAAUUGUUAGAAUGGAUGCAGAAAAUAGCGUUUCCUGCAGAUGAUGAGUCUGGUUUAUGGACAGCUAGGGCGCAUACGUCUGAUGAAUGUCAAGAACUAACCAGUGUCUUCAUGGAGGAUAAGCUUUGGCCAUUCACCAAGAUUAUCCGCGUCUAUCUUGAUGCUGAAGUGCUGAAAACAGGCGUUGUCCUCGCCGAUCUGCCAGGUUUACAAGAUACAAAUUUAGCGCGUGUUCGAGCAACACAGAAGUACUUGCAAAAUUGUGAUCAUGUCUUCAUCGCAACCAAAAUUUCCAGAGCAAUUACAGAUACAACCCUAAAGUCAGCAUUAUAUAGUGAGCUAAAACGCCAUGUCCCGCUUGCAUGGGAGGAAUCGGGAGGUACCAACAUCAAUUUCAAAUUAGCUGUCAUAUGCACAAGAUCAGAGGAUAUCAAUUCAAAAACAGCAAAGAGGACUUUCGUGGGUAAUGGAAAAGAGAUAUCUUUGAUUGACAUGAACUCGAUUGACAAAGAUAUCGAGAACGCGAAGCGCAGGGGUGAUAAAAGCCUGAAAGAACGCCUGGAGCGAAAAAAGUUGUGGCUCUUUAUCGAAGCUCGGAACCGGCAUGUUACCAAGGGACUUCAAGCCGCGUAUCGACAAAAGACUAUCAACGGGCAUCUAGAUGUUUUUUGUAUCUCAAACACAACAUAUGAAGACUAUGUAGAGAGAGGGGACAAUGAAAUGAUUCAAAAGAGCGGUAUUCCGGAACUUCGUCGCUUUUGUCGGAAGAUAACUGCUAGUGCCCAACUUCUGCAGGCACUGCAUUUCAUGCGAUCAAAGCUACCAAGUCUAUUGAAUUCUAUUACGCUAUGGUUGGAUUCCGUUCAAGCUGUCUCUCAAGGACAGAAUGAUGAUACAGGGACGUUGGUAUUGGACUGUUAUGAGCGUUCCAGAAAAGAAGCGACUGCGUCAAUCACGAAAUAUCAUAGGGAAUUCCGAAAUGCCUUACAAAAUGACGUAAUUCGUUUCUUCAAUAGGGAAAGUGUACAGUGGGAAGCUACUGCAAAAGAGAGAGCGGAGGAAUGGGCAGAAUGGCAUCACCAAUCAUACAAUGCGUGGUGUAGAAACAGUGGAGAGCAUGUCACUGUUGCACGGGGUUAUAGAAAUUGGAACGCGGAAAUUCUCGAAAGAACGAGAGUGGAGCUUGAAACAAGAUGGGACUUUCUAGAAGAGAAGAUCUCAAUAGAUGUGGAGAGCCUCCUACAAGAGGUCAAAUAUCAACUUCAAAAUUUGGAGACUCAUAUCGAGGGGCAAGGCAGAUCAGCCCCAAUGCAGUAUGGGAUUGACUUUCGUAUACAAGACUUAGAAUACAAUUUCGGUCUCAUUCAACAGGAAUUUGAGAGAAGAUUGAGAACAAUUCGACAACACGUUGAGGAACCAAAUGCUUCGUCCUUUGUUGUUGCGGAAAUGAUUUCAGCUUAUCGUAAAGCCAGCGGUGAAGGAGGCAAAGGUAUGAAGGCACGACAAAUAUCGAUUAUUGCGAAACAAGUCAAUGGCGGCACAAUCUUCCCCAACAUUUCUGCCAAAACGCGUCAAGAAGCAGUCACCUUGAUCGACUAUGAAUUCAAUAAAUUCAAACUGGAAUUGCAUGAAACUUUCGAUCUUAUACAUAAAGACAUUGACAUGGCAAUUGCUGAGAGACCACAAUCCGAAAAAUCUGCUGCUACGACUGAGAGCAUAGAGUUGGUAGAAAGAUUUGCAAAAAAGUUCAAAGGCUUGAGGUUGAAGUAUGAUGAGAUUAUUCGUGUUCAAGAGGGACAAGUAGGAGUUUGA